GUCCUAAAUACCCUGAUAUGAUAAUUUACUUCUAUAAUUAUUACAAUCUCUUCAACAAACGCCAAUACACUACUUGUAUCGUACGGUACCAAUAUGGUACAAAGUAAAGUGUACAAAUUUUCGCUGCUUCAUACAACCUCGACCUCAUCAUUCAUAACCAAUCAAGGUGAAAAUGUGUUGCUUAUCGCUGGACAAAAUGCCAAUCACAAAUGAAAAUGGAGCAAAACAAAAAGGAACAAAAAAAAUUACAAGAUAACUAUGAUAGGGGCUGGGAUUACAGCUCCACCAAAUCCCUUUGAUCGAAAUCCGGCGGUGGGCGCCUGUACACCACUCUAACCUUAGGAUCCAAACCAGUAUAUUCGUUGCUAAUCCAGACAUUGUCACUAAACCUCUGCGUACGCCGAACCUCGUCGUCAGAAAUACCUAGAUCGUCUCUAGGAAUCCAGACCACUGGACGUUUUGCACGGAGGGCCUCGUGUUGGAAUGCUCUGCCAACCAGGAUGUCCCGCUCCUCCGGCGACAAGUCUUCAAUCUCGUCGGCAAUAUUUUCGAACAGCAUUAGCUCCGAUCUGGUAUGCGGCUGGUUCUUUAACGGCGGAUGGCGUGAUUGCAGUUCUAGAUCGGCAGAAUAGUGAUCUGGAUCCCCGACAUCCGGCUUCUCGGCGUGGCUUCUGCCAUUAAAGAAAAGAGGAGACUUUCCUUCCUUCUUGUUUUCGCGAGCGUUCCGGAUGUUCCGCAUCUCAAUUGCUCCCGCAUGCUGACCUAGGCGCUUCUCCUGCUUCUCUCGCUCUGCUAGAACCUCAUUGAGAUCGUCCCCUUCCUGCUCCUCUGGAACGAUAUUACCGCUAGCCAACAGCCUUCGCCUUUCGUUAUCCUUUGCGAAAGCCUCAUCGCGGAGGACGGCAUCGUCUUCAAGCGUGAUGGGCAAGUAGGUUAACAGUGGUCCAAAAGCCGAGUUCAGCGUAUAUUGGUAUAGGACGGUAAAGAUCGUGACAAUGAUCAUGAUGAUUGCCUGGGGAAAGCAAGCAACACGACCUUCAGUGUCCCGCACAAGAAAGAAGAGACCAAUCAAGCAAAUCUCCAUAACAUAUAUUCCCGUAAACAACUGGUUGACCGCUCUGGGGAAGAGCAAACCUCCUGUGUCGAAGCGAAAGUUGUGGACAUAGAGAAGAUUGUAUCGGUAUACCAUCCAGAAAAGACUAAACGUGCAGAUGUUGAAAACAAGAAUUAAUGGAGAGAUGAUCGAGUAAAUAAUCCCAAUGCACGCCAAAUUCGUGUAUACGGGGAAGAAGGUGCCCCAUUUCAUCUGAGCAAGCUCUGUCGCCCGGGUGAACUUUUGACGAGCCGUGGAGUCAACAAUAGGACUAAGAAUAAAUUGCACGAACAGUGUUGCAAUUUGUAGAAUUGCUCCACCACUGACAGUGAAUGCUUGCAGCAACAGGUAUGAAAAGAAGAAGUUGGAUGCCUUGGGCAAAUUCUGGGCCAAAAUUGCUGGCGCAGAUGCAAUGUUGUCCGCCAAUUGCUGGAAAACCGUAGUGAUACCGGAAGAGAUACUGACAACGAGGAAGAUCUGAAUAAACAAGAAGGCAAAGUACAUUCCCUGAACAGCCCUCUCAAUCGCCAUACCAGUGUGAUUUCCCUGAAGCUUCGCAAAUGCACGAAGGAUAAUGGGCAACAAUGCCAUCAGGAUUGCCAAGCCCAAUGGAGGCAAAACACCUUGAAUCAAACCAAGAACCGAGUUAGGAAGCUUAUCGAUCCACCUCAACCAUGGGAUCGUUUCCGUGAGGUAGUCGAUCUGAGAGACUAAACCGACAAUGGCGACCGGGAAAGCCCACCCAAUGAUCAAUCCGCCAGUGAUAACAGUAAUACCGGCGAUUCGUAAGUACCUUUGCCACCAAGAAAUCUUCAUGUUGGACCAGAUGACAUCGUCGGGAGAGACCUCAAUGUGGCGGGGGCACAUAUGCCGCGGGAUGUGAUGAGAGAGCGACUGACAGGCCAUAUGGGCGGCGACUUGUUGGUUGAACUGGACAAAAGCAGAGCUCAUGAGCGGGUACUUCUCAGGCGCGGCCUGAUCCUGCUCUAUCUCGACGUUGAGACGGGCAACCUCCUUCCGACAAUAGUAGAUUGUGUCCACCUUCUUCCCGAUGAGUGGGAGAGAAGGCAACCAUUUCACGCCGAAAGGAGGCAAAGUCAUCGUGGGCCUAUCGUUUGGUGAAAGAUACUGCUUCCACAAUGGGUCUCCGUCCUUGUCAUCAGCGUAUUUUUCGUUGAAAGCCUUGGGAUACUUUUUACUAGGACCUUCGGCGGGCAAAUCCAUAGAAUGAGUCGUAUGCGGCGUUGUAGGGGAAUCAUAGUUGAAGGGAGUUUCAUCAUCAUCGCCUUUCUUGUGACCUUUACUGGCUUUCUUUUUCCUUUUCCAGUACAUCCAUUUAGGAGUUGCAUCGACUGUUGCCUGUUGACUUCCCAAAGGGUGGGGAUUGGCAACGCCGGUAUCGCUCGUAUCAACAGUAGGUCGGGUCCGUUGGGGGCUGCGGUUGCUACUCUCCCCGGGCAUAGCCUCGUGCCCCGCAAGUGUUGAUCCUCUCUGUGCCCGUGCGCUGUCCUGGCUAGUUUCGAGCGGUCGGGUUUCAUCAAUUUCCAGAGUUUGGUGGGGAAGUUGUUUGUUAGCGACGGGAGGUUCAUCGCCGCCUGGCUGGUACCCGUAGGCCGCACUGGGCAUGUGAUCCUCCACCUCACCCCUCAGCCGCUUUACGCUGCCAGUUAUAGUGCUAACGCCACCCAUCACACCAUGCCCGAGUUUUUGAAACCCACCAUCGACAACCUUGAUGGGAUUGACCUUUGUGAACUUCGACCCGCUUUUGUCGUGCUUCUUGCCGCGGCCACGGCCUUGCGGGAUCUGGUGGGGAUUUCCAGAAGACAGGCCAGGACCAUUGGCAAUAUCCUCUCCUGCCGCCGCCGCAUUGGUAAUCUGUGCUUUUUCCGCGGAAGUACUGGCCUUCUUUUUUAAUUUCUUCAUUUGCUUCUUCUUGGCCAUUUUAAUCAGUUCCGUUUCCGCAGCUUCAAGUUUUCUGGCAAAUGUAUCUCUCUCCUCGACCUUCUCCUGAAGCUCCUCAUAAUCACUGACGUAAUCAGCACAGCUCUAUCGGCGAGGGGACAGGACCUACCGAUUGAUCCAAACGUUCCGAACCCCACCAGGAAACACAUCAUACAACCCAACCAGAGCCUCGACCGUCAGCCACUUUCUCGGGAUACUGGAAACCAAAACCGUGGUAGCACUAGCUCGAAGUCUGUGUUGCGGGGAAGUCAAAUAUGCCUGUCGCAACCGGAUAUACGCUCGGAGCUCGUGGUAGAACAUAUAACAGAACACGAUAACCACGCCAACCGCCAACAGCAAAUGGGCCCAAUAGCGGCGCGUAUCCUCCGGAGCAAUGUUUGUCCAAGCCAACUGGUCCAUCCCGCGCACGUCGGGAGCCCCACGGCCUCCAAGGGAAUUGAGCGGUAAAAGGAUGGGGAGGAUAACGACGGCGAGGAUGCAAAAGCAUUUCAGGAGCAUGAGAAGGUAGCGGAGGAAAAAGUAUGCGUCGAGACCGGACUUGUUGAUGAAGUCACUGUUUGCCGUGGCGAAGAUUGGUUUGAACCACGAUAACAAUCCCGAUCCCGGAGCUCUCGUUCGUCGUCUAUGUUUGUCAGUCUCCCGAAAACCGCACAGGAGGGAAAGAGGUUGAUACUUUUCAGGAACGAGAUAAGUUCUCGGAACAUAAACCCGUUGAAGCUUCGUCCUUAGCAAAACAAAGAUCAACACCUCAACACCAAACACCGCCGCGGCCACGGCUAACGAAGCCAGGAAGGAUUCCAACGACAUUCCUUCCUCCUCCUGUCCCUUCCCUGCGGACUUCCCCACCGCAUCCGCGACACUUGUCGAGGUUAUCGUGCUCGAUGAAUUACUCAUGUUUGUUCGUCAAAGUGCUGUGCCGUGCCUGGUGAAGCGCACCACCGAAAGGAUCGUGGGGGGGAAAAAAAAAAGAAGAAAAGAAAAAAGGUAGUCUAAUCAGAAACCAGAAUAGAAUUCGUUUGCUCCUCCAAUCCCUGAUAUAGAAUUCUCAAGCUGUCAAAGGCAUUGAGUAGAAAAAGGAUGGCGGAUAAAGCAACGUAGAUAAUAGAAGGGGAAGAGAAGAAGAGGGAAUUAAAAGAGCAAAAGACCGAGAAAGAAGAAG
Molecule: messenger RNA, 4214 nt
Organism: Tuber aestivum (summer truffle)
Lineage: Eukaryota; Fungi; Ascomycota; Pezizomycetes; Pezizales; Tuberaceae
Source: the annotation of a GenBank genome assembly